Messenger RNA from Asterias rubens (European starfish), 2163 nucleotides. Its product is annotated as inhibitor of growth protein 4-like. The transcript has 7 exons. Gene Ontology annotation, cellular component: nucleus. Gene Ontology annotation, biological process: regulation of DNA-templated transcription. Bases 44 to 805 code for a protein of 253 amino acids. The record is from RefSeq and is a predicted model, not a curated record. NCBI's taxonomy places the organism in Eukaryota, Metazoa, Echinodermata, Asteroidea, Forcipulatida, Asteriidae.
ACGAGAUUGAGCGAGAAGCUGUCAAGCGGGAAAAUUCACCACCAUGGCCACUGCUCUGUAUCUGGAACAGUACCUAGACAGUAUAGAGAACCUACCCUUUGAGCUGCAAAGAAACUUCACUUUGAUGCGAGAUCUGGACCAGCGUGCGCAAGAUUUAUCUCAAGAUAUUGAUAAAGAGACGGGUUUGUACAUUGGCAAUGUCAAAACGUGGACACCAGACGAACGGGUGGAUGCUCUCAAGAAGAUCGAGAAGGCAUUCGCGAAGAGCAGGGAGUUCAAUGACGACAAAGUGCAGCUUGCUAUGCAGACGUAUGAAAUGGUCGAUAAGCACAUACGAAGGCUCGAUGCGGACCUCGCUCGGUUUGAGCAGGAGCUGAAGGAGCGGAACAUCGAGCAGAUAACAGACUAUGACAGCUCCUCUGGGCGGGACAACAAGAAGAAAGGACGAGGACGAACCGCCGAGAAAUCUGUCAAGAAGAGUCUGAAGAAAGGCCGAGUGUCUGACGAUGAGACGCCGAAGCAAUCCAGGAAGAAGUUGAAGACGUCAACGGCAGGCCAGGUCGUAGCUCCGAUUUUAACCCUUCCAACUGUGAUGAAUUCACCGUCCGAUGUACUAGACAUGCCAGUGGAUCCAAAUGAGCCGACGUAUUGUCUGUGCCACCAAGUUUCCUAUGGAGAGAUGAUUGGAUGCGAUAACCAAGACUGCCCGAUUGAGUGGUUCCACUUUGCUUGCGUCGGGCUGACCACAAAACCAAAAGGAAAAUGGUUUUGCCCGAGGUGUACCCCGGAUAAGAAGAAGAAAUGACCAACAAGAGAGAGGGUCUGGCAGGCAACAGUUUGAAAGUCUUUCCAUUUCACGAGCCUUCAAUGGCCAACAAAUAAUCAUCAUCACCGUGGCUGACGAAUACCUGGGUCAAGUAAACACAAGGAUCAAUGGUUAACGAGUGUUUGUUCAAUGACGUACAGGGGCCUCUUUGAGAGAAAUGUAAAUUUCUACCAAUACAAUUUAAGGGGCACCAAGGCAAUGACCAGGGGCAAGCAGUCUCUAUUCAUUGUAUCGGACAUUGCUCUUAAAAUCUAAAUUGCAGAUGGCUUCAUAUUCAAACUGGCCCUGCCCAUUGUUUAUUUUUAUUAGUGUGUUUUUUUUCUCUCUUUUUUUUUAAACAUUAGUCGGUUAUUUAAAAUUCAUUGAAAUUGUCUUCUCACGAAUUUGAGUUUUAUUGUUAACUGUAAAUAUAUCACUGACAAAAACUUAUUUUUUUAAAUAAUGCCAGAUGAACAAAUGGUGUGCCACUUGUUCCGAUUCAAAAUGAAUAUUUCAUACUGUUGUAAAUAAUGUAAAGAAACAAGAUUAUUUUUUAGUUAUUUCAAGUGUAACAGUUUACGUCAUUUUGUCAAGAGUUUGUUUUCAUAUACUAAGGGGAGGUACAGUAUCAGUUGGUGAAUAAACUAUAGCACCUCAGCAAGUUAUAUUUGUAUGGAAGCUUUCUACUAUCAUCUUCAAACGGUGUAAAAAGCUUAAUGUCAAUCUGUGGACAUUGUGUUUUAAGUAAAACAAACAGUACCCUAACCCUUUAAGAAAUUGUCACUCAGAUCAACAAAACAUUUGAUUGUACCUUCCCUUCAUGAAAAGUUUGAAGUUCUGUAUUUUGUAGUUCGUAAAUUUGAUAGGUUGAUGUUGUAUUCUUGAAAUGUUGAACUGGAUCAAAAACGUCAUUUUUUUUUGAAUUUUUUUUUUUAUUCAGUUUUGUAAGUUAGGAAUCAAAAGCUUGCAAUGUGGGGGACACACUCACACAAACUCCUCACACAAUACUCUUGUUGAAGCAUGGAAUUCCCUGCUUCUUAAGCGAUAAUCCUUUGCUUAUGGUAAGCAGAGCCGGGGAACAGACUUUUCUAUUACACCGGCUUCCUUGUCAAUCUAAAUUUGAGACAAUGCAAGAAUGAAAAAAAAGCAAUUCCACAAUUUGCAUUUAGAAAUAUUAGAAUGAAAUUGGCAUGAGUUUAUAUGCCCUCAAUAUAAAAUCUAUUUUUGUUUCAUGGUUCUUAUUACCGCGGAAUUCUUCGCAUGGAUAAAGCACGGAGUGUCUGAGGUAGCUGUUUAAAGGCAGUGGACACUAUUGGUAAUUACUCAAAAGAAUUAUUAGCAUAAAACCUUUUUUGUUG